AUGUCACUUCGAACAACGAAGAAAAAACGUUCAACAACAAAUCGAAGUCGUCAACGACGACCUAAAUCAGCAAGUAAUCUGGUAGAACAUGGUCAUGUUAUUAAUUUAAAUUCUGAUCAAUGGCUUUUACCAGAAACAAAAGAAUAUUUAAAAAUAAAUGAUAAUAAAGAAAAAGCAAUAUCUGAUACAGAAGAUCACCAUGAAGUAGAAAUUGUGCCAACUAAAAUAAAACCAAUCCGAACUCCUUAUAAUGAAGUUAUAUCAUAUUUGAAAAGAAAUAGUUUAGUUGUAAAAGGUUUAACAAUCUUCGAUGUACUUUAUCCAACAUCAAUAACAGUAAAAGAUCCACAUCAUAUUCAAGUUAUAGAUCGUUAUGUUCUUGCUAAAGUUUGGGAUGAUAUAUUACCAUUAACAUAUGGAUCAUACGUUGGUAAAUUACGUCUAGUGAAUCAUUAUGCUGUCGAUUUAGAAAAAUAUGAAGUUCAAUUGAAGGAACUUAUUACUAAUUAUUAUCAAUUUACUUCAAAUUUUAUUUGGAAACAUUUAUAUGAGGAUGAUAAACGAAAACUUGGUCCAUAUCUUCAUUGGCAUAGUUUAUCAAAAGACGAACAAAAUAAGAUCACCAAAGAAAUAAGUACAGAAGAACAUACCAGUCAAAGUGCAUUGGAAAACUUUACUUGGCGAAAGUUGACCGACAGAGAACAGAAUGAUCUAUUACAAAAACCUGUACCUUAUGAAGAUAAAAAUCAAACUUUAUUGAAAAAUACAUUAAAAGACGCUGAAGCUGAAUCAGCAUUAAAAGGUGUCGCUCGUAUGGAUGUCGAAAUUCAUCGUGCUACUAAAUUCUUACAAAUAUCAACUGAUUUACGUCAAUUACAAAGACGAGCUGAUUUGGAUUCGAAACCAAAAGAAGAACAAAAACCAAAAAUUAAGAGAAAACCAUCAGCAGAUCGAAAUUUUCAUCAACGUGUCAUUUGUCGUUUUGAUGCUGAUGGAUUCUUUCAUCCUGGAACUAUACAAAAAAGUUUAGAUGGUCAAACAAUGGUUCAUUUUGACAUGGGUAUAGAACAAGAAGCAAUUGGACAUAUUCUUCUGCCAACAAAUGGUGCAAUUGCUCAACCACAUUUAUUUGUAAAUGAUUGGGUUCUUGUCCGCCGAAAGAAUGAAAAUGAAGAAUUUUGGGCACCUGGUAUUGUAAUGGUGCUUCCAUCACCAGUUGCUCAACCACCUCCUUUAUAUAUGGUACAAAUAUAUACUCCAUCUGCAUGUCACGUUCAUGUACAUCGUCGUGAUAUACUUAAAAUAAGUUUAGGUGUUUUUCAACGAACUCUUUCAUAUCUUCAAAGUCUCAAUCGUAAACGUGGACCAAUCGUUGACAAGACUAACGAAUUACAAGAUAAUCCUUCUAUACAAGAUACUCUUCGUAGAGAACUUGAGCCAUUGACAACUAAAGUUGAACAUCUUAAUAGAUUAGAUAAGAAACGUUAUGAUGAACUUAAAACAGUACUCGAAGAUCAAAUGAAUGCAAUUAGACAUUUACAAGAAAGAUCACCGAGAAGAGAAGUUACAUUUGGAUCGACUCAAACAGCUGAAAUAUCAUUAAAACCGAUAGCAAAUAAACUUGAUUUGACAAAGCAGACACAGGGUCCUAAGCCACCAACACCACGAGAAGAUUUUAUUCAACCAAAUACACAUGUCUAUGCUCUAUGGCUUGAUGAUGAUAAAUUUGUUCAUGAGGGUAUUGUAUUAAAAAAACAACGACAUUCAAAUAAUUAUAGUGUCCGACGAGUUGGUUUACCUGGUGUUCAAAGCAUUAUUUCACGUGAAAAUAUAUUUUUAGAAUCAGAUCGUAAACGUUUAAAAUCUUUAGAUCCUCAAUCAUUCGUUCUUAUUGAAGAUCAAGAAUAUGUUCACGAUUGUUGGAAACCUGCUGUAAUACUUUAUUCUGAUAAUGAAAAAAUGAAAACACAUGUUCGUUUUUAUGAUGGUAUGGAUAAAAAAGAUAGAUCAAAUAAUGAACUUGUAAUACCAAUUAGUAAAGAAAAUUUUAAAGAUUAUGCAACAUUUCGCAUUGAGUACGAGCAAACUCUUGUUAAUAAAGUUAUUGUUGGUUUAAAUCAUAAAAGAAAAAUAUUUAUGUUAGGUACAAUUAUUGAACGUAUUAAAUAUGGUCAUACAUAUCGUAUUCGAUGGUGUAAUGGAAAAAAAAGUGAACAAGAAGAAGAAUAUUUAUUUGGAGCAUUUACUAGACCCGUUCAACAUCAACCAGAUGAUUUUAUUUUAGUUUUGGAUAAUGAUCAAUGUAUUUAUAAACUAGCACAGGUUGUCACUAGUUCUGAAGAUCAAAAAACAUUAACUGUUCAUUUUAUUGAUUCUCAAGAAAAUAAUAGAAAAGUUUAUGUACCAUUUGCUGCUGCUACUACAUUUGCAAUCCCUGAACCAUAUAUUAAAUCAAUUAAAGAGAAACUAAAUGCUUGA
This is a messenger RNA of Rotaria sp. Silwood2, 2478 nucleotides long. The record is from the annotation of a GenBank genome assembly. NCBI's taxonomy places the organism in Eukaryota, Metazoa, Rotifera, Eurotatoria, Philodinida, Philodinidae.